AUGAAUGAUCAGUUUUGUGUGGGAGGUGAUCAACACUUCCAAGGUCAAGGAUUGUAUGAAGAACAUGAGCCAACACAGACAGCACGUGCCACACCAAACAGUAGUCACAGUGCCAAUGAUAAGAAUUUUCUGCCUACCAUCAAGCUGGAGAGCUCUCUCCAACUAAAAAGCAACUCGAGUUCCAUUAAAUCCUAUGAUGCUUCCACUAGACCUAAAGGGGAACCAAUGACUGCAAUGGAGGCAAAGAAACACUAUAUACACAAACUUACACCAUAUGAAGAACAGGAAAUAGCUAGCUAUUCAGAAAUCUAUUUUGUUGGACCAAAUUCUAAAAAGAGACCAGGCAUUAUUGGUGCACCAAAUAAUAACAGCUAUGAUGAUGAGCAGGGUUCGUACCUUUAUGUGCCACAUGAUCACAUAGCCUAUCGAUAUGAAGUCAUCAAGGUAAUCGGGAAAGGGAGCUUUGGCCAGGUGGUGAAGGCUUACGAUCACAAACUCCACCAAUACAUCGCCUUGAAGAUGGUACGGAAUGAGAAAAGAUUUCACAGGCAAGCGGCUGAAGAGAUCAAGAUACUCGAGCAUCUGAGGAAACAAGACAAAGACAACACCAUGAACGUCAUUCAUAUUUUUGAGAGUUUUUCCUUCCGUAAUCACAUCUGUAUGACUUUUGAGUUACUCAGCAUGAACCUCUAUGAACUCAUCAAAAAGAAUAAGUUCCAAGGAUUCAGUCUGCCCCUGGUCCGUAAAUUUGCACACUCCAUCCUGCAGUGCCUUGAUGCUUUGCAUAAGAGCCAUAUCAUCCAUUGUGACUUGAAGCCUGAGAACAUCCUGCUGAAGCAACAGGGUCGUAGUGGAGUUAAGGUGAUUGACUUUGGGUCCAGUUGCUAUGACCAUCAAAAGAUUUACACGUACAUUCAGUCACGUUUUUACCGAGCUCCUGAAGUGAUUCUGGGAGCUCGGUACGGGAUGGCUAUUGACAUGUGGAGUUUAGGAUGCAUUCUUGCUGAACUGUUGACUGGACAUCCACUGUUACCAGGGGAAGAUGAGGGAGAUCAGCUGGCUUGCAUGAUAGAAUUACUAGGAAUGCCAUCGAAAAUGCUGCUAGAAAGUUCCAAAAGGGCCAAAAUGUUCAUCAGCUCCAAGGGUUACCCUAGAUAUUCCUCUAUUGUAACACUCCCUGAUGGGACUGUACAUUUGAAUGGAGGACGAUCACGUAGAGGAAAGAAUCGUGGUCCCCCUGGUCAACGGGACUGGACCACUGCUCUAAAGGGCUGUGAUGAUCAAUCUUUCAUUGACUUCCUGAAACACUGCCUGGAGUGGGAUCCUUCCUUACGCAUGACACCAGCACAAGCCUUAAGGCACCCUUGGCUGCGAAGACGCCUGCCAAAGCCUCCUACAAAUGACAAGACAACAUUUGCAAAACGCAUGUCUGCAAGUCCCACAGCCCUCAUGGACGCAGUGGCUAAACUACCUCCUACUUCUGCUAAUAUUGCCAACAAACUGCGAUCCAAUCAAAAUAAUGAUCCCAACCCCAAUAUGACUCAGAGGACUGUUCUUCCAAAAUUGGUCAGUUGA
This is a messenger RNA of Hypanus sabinus (Atlantic stingray), 1575 nucleotides long. Its product is annotated as dual specificity tyrosine-phosphorylation-regulated kinase 2-like. Gene Ontology annotation, cellular component: nucleus. Gene Ontology annotation, biological process: peptidyl-threonine phosphorylation; peptidyl-serine phosphorylation. The record is from RefSeq and is a predicted model, not a curated record. The transcript has a single exon. NCBI's taxonomy places the organism in Eukaryota, Metazoa, Chordata, Chondrichthyes, Myliobatiformes, Dasyatidae. Gene Ontology annotation, molecular function: ATP binding; protein serine/threonine kinase activity; protein serine/threonine/tyrosine kinase activity. The coding region runs from base 1 to 1575 and encodes 524 amino acids.